This is a messenger RNA of Tuber aestivum (summer truffle), 3104 nucleotides long. The record is from the annotation of a GenBank genome assembly. NCBI's taxonomy places the organism in Eukaryota, Fungi, Ascomycota, Pezizomycetes, Pezizales, Tuberaceae.
GAAUUCCUAUAGCUCGCGCAAGGACUGCAACUCAAAGCGACCUCAAAACCAGAGAAUCAUUCAUUCUCCAAGCCAAGGUUGAGUCCUCGGUUACUCACUCCACAGGUAUCCUUGCCUUAUCGGUAUUUUUAUGGGCUUGCGAAAAGAUCUUGAACUACCGUACCUUGGUUGGCGAAAAAUAGGCCUCCUUUCCUUUUUCAGAUAAGCUGGCGACGUCUUAUCGCUUUCCUACUGGACCUUUGAAAGGGGCCUACAGGGAGCUGAAUAAUAGAGCACUUGAUGGAUCGGUGGGCUCCCUUCCAUCUGGUGUCAGUCAUUCCUAAAAGAACUGGAGCUUACAUGGCAAUCCUCGUAGAAAAUGCAAGCCGAUACCAGUGGAGAUUUCAGCGCGAAUUCAGGGAAUCAUAAUGAUUUUGGUAGCAGCAGCAGUCUAAAUACCCUUACCAAUAUCCAAACGAUAUAUCAAGCGUGUGUGUUUGGAGCUGGGGAGAGAGGUAUUAUCAGCUUUCCCGAUAGACUUCCACCAAAUAUCUAAUGCACUAUUACAACUAGACGAAGCACCUAGGCCUGAUCGGAUAAUUCCCUAUGACAGAAACAGCGAGUUUACUGGCCGAAAGGGCCUCAUCGAGUCGAUAAAGAGACAUUCAGAGGGUGACGGUCACCACCGGAUCGCACUUCAUGGAUUAGGCGGAUCAGGGUAUGUACUCAUUAUUUUUACUUCGGGGGUUUACUAAACUUCCUUAGAAAAACUCAGAUUGCCCUCGAAUACGUUUAUCAGCGCGCAAGCGACGCCGAUUGCGAUGUUUUCUGGGUGCAGGGGAGUGGGGUGUUAAAGUUUAUCGACGGUUUCAGGGCUAUUGCACACCAUGUUCGAAUUCCUCUUCCCAGCGCUGAGACCGACCAAGAGCAGUUUCUAGCGAGUAUUAAGGGGUGGUUCGAAGGUCCAGACAGUGGUCAUUGGAUACUGGUUAUUGAUAACGCCGACAAUGAAGAGGACUUUAUCGGCAACAGCGGGCCCAUCUCCAAAUUUUUACCGCAAGGCCAAGGUGGCACUCCAAUAUUUACCACUAGAUCUCUCCGGGUUGCAACUUGGCAGGGUUGCGAAAGGAUCGAUGUUGGAAGGAUGGGGGAGGAUGAAGCCCAAUCAUUGUUUUCAAAGCGCUUUGGCAGCUGGAACCUUUCGAGUGAUGAAGAAAAAGAGGCUGCCGAAAUGAUCCUUAGUGCCGUGCACGAUAGCCCGCUGGCUAUCGUGGGUGCGACAGCCUUCAUGGCCGAAACCCAGACACCGCCAUCCGCUUAUUGGAGAAUUCUCCGGGGAAGCGAAGAACAAGCUAGGAGACUAAUUUCGCAACCGUUUUGUAACAUCAAACCAGAGGCGGAUAUGACCGCAAGCAUCCUAGCUACGUACCUUAUCACCUUUGAACGAAUCACACUCAAAGUGCCCCUAGCAGCAAAUAUUCUACGUCUAAUGGCCGUCUUCGAUCGUCAGAACAUACCCGCGGAGUUAUUGAAUCAAAGUUGCUUGGAACGGAUAGAUGGCCCCAUGGAGUUUCGUUUGGCCAUUGGAAGAUUGUUGGGAUUUUCGCUAGUUACGACUGUUAAUCGCGAGGAUCAGGCAUUUUACGAGCUUCACCGUUUGGUCCAGCUGUCUUUACAAGUGUAUUUACCGACAGAAGAGUUGGAUCAGUUGAGGGCCACUGCGCUGGGGAUGAUUUUAAGGUUCUUACCUCAAGAUGAGAACAAGUGGAGAGAUGUUGAUCGCACAUACAUUCCACAUGCACUUGCAGUAGCCAAAGGUUCAACGGAUCCCAUAGCCGAAGAACUGUGUUUUCGCCUGGGACAGUACUUUCGAGAUAUGGGUUCCUACAAUAACGCAGAAUCCCAAUUCCGUCGAUGUAUUGCACUUAGGGAAAAGAGUAAAGAGUAUGACUGGGAUGGGGAAGGCCCGAUGAGGGUUAUACACCUGGGGGUGGUAGUCGCAUAUCAAGGGAAGGCAGAAGUGGCUGAGGAGAUAUUUCAGAAUUUCUUAGAGGAUAUGGUGCCGUCAUUGGGCUCGGAUAAUCCCACCGUCUUGCGGGCUGUCCACUGCCUGGGUAUCGUGCUACGAUACCAGGGAAAGUACAACGAAUCAGAGGAGAUGAACCGGCGUGCACUGGAGCGACGUGAGAUUAUUCUUGGACCAGACCACCUUGACACCCUAAGAAGUGCCAGUAACCUGGCUACUGUGCUGCAAUACCAGCAAAAGUACAAUGAAUCAGAGGCGUUGAUUCUCCGUGCACUGGAGGGGUAUCAGAAGUGUCUUGGACAAAACCAUCUCACCUUCUUGCAAAGUGCCAACAACCUUGCCAUUGUGCUCCAGUACCAACGAAAGCACAACGAAUCGGAGAUGUUGAAUCGACAUGUACUAGAGGGGUAUGAGAAAGUUCUUGGACCGGAUCAUCCCGACACCCUAUCUAGUGCCAACAACCUGGCUGCUGUGCUGCGGUACCAAGGAAGGUACAGCGAAUCAGAGCAGAUGAAUCGGCGUAUAUUGGAGGCGCGCAAGAGGAUCCUCGGACCAGACCAUCCCAACACCCUAUCAAGCACCAACAACCUCGCUAUUGUUCUUCAAUAUCAAGGAAAAUACAGUGAAUCAGAGGAGCUGAAUCAGCGUGCACUAGCGCGGUUUGAGAAAAUUCCUGGACCAAACCAUCCGGACAACCUGUCGAGUGCCAGAAACCUGACCUUCCUGCAACGAUCCCAAGGAGAAUCUAGAGAUUCAGAGAUGAUAGGGCGGAAUACACAGCGGGCUCUUCCAACCAACCCAAGCGAAACUACGACGCAAUUCGCUAGCCGUGUUGUCCGUUAUUUGUGGAGAAGUGUUGGAAAUUUUUACUUUUUUUUGUAUGUGCUCUUUAUUUUCUCCUGUUAUUUUUUAUAUACAUAUUUUUUUUAAUCUCUUAGCGGUAUAUGAUGUUGGUUCAUGUUUGAUAUGACGUCUCACCCAAUAAGCUCUUCGCUGCCGCCACUUUACUAUUGCUGUAAUAAUAAUAUGUCACUCGUUUGUUAUCGUUCUGGCGGGUGUCUUAAAUGCCAAAACAUAAUCCGAGUUACCCACCAGUCCC